Molecule: messenger RNA, 3384 nt
Organism: Rhopalosiphum padi (bird cherry-oat aphid)
Lineage: Eukaryota; Metazoa; Arthropoda; Insecta; Hemiptera; Aphididae
Product: glycerophosphocholine phosphodiesterase GPCPD1-like
Biological process (GO): glycerophospholipid catabolic process
Molecular function (GO): starch binding; glycerophosphocholine phosphodiesterase activity
Source: RefSeq, a predicted model, not a curated record
AGAUAAUAAAUUAUUUAUUUUUCAAGUACCUACUUCGCACUCGAGACGGCGUGUUACCCAAGUGUCGCCUCGUCCCUCUGGCAGUACAACACCGAAUCUCUGGCGAUAAGGCCAGCGCGCGUUCGGUUAUCGUACGACGAUAACGAUGACAACGACGGCGACGACGUGCGUGUCGCGUAUCAUUUGGUGGAGCGCGGGUGUCGCCCAUUCCCUCCUUUUCCAAGUCAUCGGUUAAUCGCGACCGAAAGACGGACGAUACAGACGUGUUUGACGCUGUGAAGGCGGCGGCCGGAGGUAGUAUUUUCCGUUUAAAUAAUCCCGUACAAAAGUACUCGCCAAACGGCACAAGACGUGUAGAAGCCCGGUCAUUUUAUCAGUUUUCAAAAACCAUCGGACGCGUUAGCAUCACGGAUUCAUUUGGACUUUGACGUUGUUUCGAGAUAUUAGAUAAAAUGCAACAGUGGUUUGAACAAGACCAAAUUGACGCCAAGCAGUCAUCAGAUACAAAGUCCAGAUCAGAUUCAGUACCAAGAUCGUCUAAAGAAAUGGAAAAGACAAUACUCAAAACAUUCACUGUUGAAGCUGAAACAAUAACUGGUCAAUAUAUUUGUGUUUCUGGUAAUUGCUCAACCCUAGGUGAUUGGGAAGUGAACAAGGCGUUUGUUCUAAAUAACACAAAUGUGAUACGUAUAAGAAAAAAUCGAAAAUACUGUGUAUGGACUGGGUCUGUACAUUUGCCACCAGAAAAAGAAAUAUUCUUUCGUUAUUUCAUGGCAUAUAUUGUUGAACCUGAUGGUGAAUUUGUAACACAAAGACAUAUUUUUAUUCAUUCGUGGGAAUCUCAACAGGAACCUAGACGUGUACAAAAUGAAACCCAAAUAUCAAGCAGUGAUUGUGCUUUACAAAGUGAUAUGUAUGGUAUGAAUGAUAAAAAUCAAAUCAGCAAAGGGUUUUUGACUACAGAAUGUGCUAUUCAGUUUAAGUUAUUUGAUAAUCCUAUUACUUUCUGGAACUCUAAACUACAAAGUAAAAUGAGUUUAGUUAGUGUGAAAAUGACACCUGUACAUCUGUCUAAACCACCAGCUGAUACCGGGGAUACAUCUCCUAACACAAGUAAUUUCAUACUUGAAGAUUCAAGCUCACAUGGAACUGAUUACAUUCAGAAACAAUUUGGUUGGCCAUAUGUAGAAUGUGCGGAUAUUCCUGGUGGUCAUAGUUUUAAGCAUCAAAAUCAGUUUGGUACUAUUAUGCAAGAAAAUACUUUACAUUUAUUUCAAACAAAAAUGUACAAUUUCAGUUGUGUUGGUUAUCUUUUUGAUUUUUAUUUGCAUAAAGAAUCUUCUGAAGAACCUCCUUAUCAUAUUGGGUUUACUCAUGUUUUACCAAGUAAUAUGAGAUAUAGCAAUGGAAUGGUUAUAUGCCCCAUCACUAGUGUUCAUCAUAGGCCAAUAGGAGAACUUAAAAUUGAUUAUUUGAUUAUAAAACCAACAAAAGACAUUAAAUGCACUUUAGAACAACUGAGAUUGACAGAUUGGAAAAGUUCCAAUUUUCCGUUAGAUAUCGGUCAUAGAGGAUCAGGUUCAUCUUUUAAAAAAAUUUUAUCAGAUUGUUCACAUAUACGCGAAAAUACAAUAGCAUCUUUAAAAGAGGCAGCAAAUAAAGGGGCUGAUUUAGUUGAAUUUGAUGUACAACUUACAAAAGAUUUAGUACCUAUUAUUAAUCAUGAUUUUGUAGUAUCAAUGGCAACAAAAUCAAAAAAUGAUCUUUUAGCUGAAGAAGUAGAAAUGGUUCAAAUUCCAUUGAAAGAUUUUUCCUUCGAACAACUACAAAAGUUGAAAAUUUAUCACGUUAAAGAACCUUAUAUUCUUUCUAAAACACAUUUUCUAAAUGAUGUUAGAAAUGAUUAUCAACCUUUUCCAAAACUUGAGAAAGCAUUUACAGAUGUUGAUCCCAGUGUUGGAUUUAAUAUUGAAUUGAAAUGGACAAUGAAACUUCAGGAUGGAACAUAUGAACUCGACAACCCAUUCGAUAUGAAUUUAUUUGUUGAUACUAUGCUUAAAACCACAUUUGAAUUUGCAGGACCACGAAGUAUAGUGUUUUCUUGUUUUCAUCCUGAUGUCUGUACUAUGCUUAAAAUGAAGCAAAAUCGGUAUCCUAUAUUGUUUUUAACUCAAGGUAUUACUGAGCGAUACCCUACAUAUGCUGAUCCUAGAUGUCAUACUAUACAGAACGCUGUUUACCAUGCUACUUGUCACGAUUUUUUGGGAGUAAAUGUUCACUCUGAAGAUUUGUUGCGUGAUCCAUUACAAGUAAAUAUUGUCAAACAGGCUGGACUCGCUCUUUUUUGUUGGGGAGAUGAUAAUAAUUGUAAAGAAGUAGCUAAUAAAUUCAAAAAAUUAGGCGUAAAUGCUGUUAUAUACGAUAAGUUGGAUAAGAUGGAGUUGUUGAAAAAAAAAAUGGCAUGUUCUGCUGAAAAUCCUGAUGUAUUCAUUGCCAAUAAUUAUUGUGAUCAAAAUGAUAUACUUUUGUCCAACCAACAAUCAAUUAAUGAUGAUCCACAUUUACGGGAAGAUAAUGAAAAAGAUAAUAAUAGAUAUUUCAUGGAUGUUGGUAAGGCCAAUUUUAAGAAUCAAUGUUCUUCGACAGAAACAUUAUGGAAUGAAAAAAUAAAUGAUUGUAAGAUGCCAUCAAAGAAACAGAGAUUGGACAAUGAAGAUUGUAUUGAUGGUACAUUGGAAUCUGAUGUUAAACCAACUAAAUCCAAAAAAUCUAAGGCUAAUACAUAGAAGAUUAGUCAGAAAUAAACAUUAUCUAGUAUGGAACAAUAUAAAAAAAAAUCAAAAUAAUAAACAAGCAUAUUUUUAUGUUUUAUUUAAUAUAUUAUUGACUAAUAAUAAUUGUUGAUUAACUUAUCAGUAUAAGAAUGGGAAUUAUUCAUAAGCUAUAAACCUUACAUUUAAGUGUUGAUAGAGUUAAAUAAAUUAGUAAAACAUAAUAUUUUUAAAACAUAUUUUUUUUUUUUUAAUUUAUAUUGGCAUUUAAUUAUAGAUGUUUAAUUUUUUUUUGCAUAAAUGCGGUGCUGUAAUUUAAAUUCAUAUAUAUUAUAUAUUGUUAUUAAUCUACCCUGUAUGUGCUCAGUGCCGUGAUAACUGACAAUUUACAAAAUUAUUACAGUAUUUCUAAAAUAUGGGAUUUUUUAUGCAUAGUUAUAAUAGUUUUUGAUGAACUAUUACAUGUUGAUUAUUAUAAAAAUAUUUUCAUACAGAACCAUUAUUUUAUAUUAUUAAUUAUUAUUUGUCAUAUUUAUGAUUAUGAAAUAUUAUUUGAUGAUUUUUUAAUUAUAUUAUUAAUAACUAUUUGGCGAUUAUAUUGUUGAUCAUAUUA